This is a messenger RNA of Osmia lignaria (orchard mason bee), 3016 nucleotides long. Lineage: Eukaryota; Metazoa; Arthropoda; Insecta; Hymenoptera; Megachilidae. The record is from RefSeq and is a predicted model, not a curated record.
AAUUACAGUGGUGUCAUGUCACUCAAUAUCUUUGUGACGUCUUUGAUGUUGUUGCAACGGCUACAUUGUACGUCAAAAGCAAAUGAGUCAGUUUAUCGACAAGCACCAUGGAUAUCGAAUCGUACACGGAUUUUUCCAUUGCUUCAGCGACAUAUAUAACAAAGUACACAGGAAUAUGGGUGCCACGAAAUGCUGCAGAAGAACUGCAAAGGAAGAUAUCAAUAGCGUAUACGGCCUUCGCACUUCUGUAUGGGAUAUACGUGAACGCAGUAGAUAUUUAUCACUCAUGGGGCGAUGCAACUCACUGUACGUUUCUGAUGCUCAACACGACGUGUAUCAGUAUGACAACAAUUAAGAUGAUCAUCCUAAACUCUAAUAGAGCUGGUUUCGCAGACGCCCUUUGCUACGCGCAACGACACUUUUGGCAUGGAAACUAUGAUUCCGAGGAACAACUUAUCUUUUCCACAUCUGUGAAAUACUGUACACGGUAUGUGAUAUUCAUAGCCGGUUCUCUUCAACUUGUUUUAUCCGGAUACGUGAUCACACCUCUUAUUGAAAACCUUGGACGAAAUAGAUCGGACAGGGUACUUCCAUUCAAGAUGUGGGUCGACUGGCCUUUAUCUGAGACACCGUAUUACGAACUAAUGUUUACUUUCCAGGUGAUUAGCGUAUUCAUAAUUGGCGCCGCGUACGUUUGCCCCGAAAUGUUUUUAUGCCUGUUUAAUCUGCACGUGAUGGGUCAGUUUCGUAUACUACAACACAGAAUGUUAAAUUUCUGGAACGUCGAAAGCAAAGAGAUGAACGCAGUCAUGUACACCGAUCAUUGUUAUGCAGCUCUCAAGAAGUGUAUACAACACCAUCAGUUGCUUAUUGAGUUCUGCGUGAAGCUUGAACAAGUAUACACCAUGACGAUCUUUACGCACAUGACAGUUUUAAGUUUAUUGUUGUGUUUCGAUUCCUACGAAAUAGUUGUGGCGAAUAUGAGUGGUUCUAUGCGAAUCACUUUCUUGUUUCACGCAAUUGGAAGCCUGGGACAGCUGUUUAUGCUAACGUACACUAGCAAUUUUAUGAUGGAGGAAAGCACGAAUGUUAUUACCUCGAUGUAUUUAGGAUCUUGGAGCACAUUGCCAAUGAAUAAAGUUGGGAAAUCAUUUCGAUCGGCUAUGAAAUUCCUUAUGAUUAGAUCAUUAAAACCGUGCUCUCUGACUGCUGCCGGAUUUUUCCCUCUGACUUUGAGAACUUUUACUUCGCUUUUAAGUUCUACAUUCUCAUACUUUACUUUGAUGAGGCAAUCGUUCACGAGACCAGAUGGAGAGUAAUAUAAGAAAUAACUUAAUAUGCAUUAAAUGCGAUGUAAGAAACAUACAAAUCUGUCGAAAGAUAAUAUGUGAAUAAUUUUCAACGUGUAUAAAAUGUCGUGAUUAAUGUACAUUUUGCAUUUCUGCGUAGAGCAAAAUAUAGUAUGCUCGAUAUGAAUAGCAUGAAAUACUUUUUCUCCUGCUGUGAUAUCAAAGAAUAAUGGUUGCACCUCCUGGUAUACACGGUUGAAAUAACAACUUUUUGGUGAUAUUUUUUUAGGUAUAAUAAAGGAUACUGUGUAAAAUCAUUUUUGGGAUUUAUUAGCAUCUUACAGUACAAAAAAAGUUUUUUUUUCGUUAUUUAAUUCACUUUAUAGACAUAAAGGCAGCAGAGAGCGUGGUGCUGUACAAAAUAGAUACUCGAAUGAUAAACAUGAGAUCUCGAGAUCCGGUCAUCUGAAAUAAAAAAACUGAAACUUUCCUUAAAACUUGUAUGGAUGGCUGUCGUAUGACCCUCAGACUUAAAAGAAUAUCGAAAAUUCGCUGACUGAAACCUGUUUUUGCUAACACAUAAACAAAAACCGGAAAGUUGUGAACCCGGCUACGUAAACUCGGCCUCCCCCUCGAUUCAUGGCUGUAGAAUCGUCACCUUUACGAAUUUCCUUUUGUAACUUCUACAAUAUACUCUUGAAAUAUCGAAAAUAACUGAAAAUCUAUUUUCUGAAAAUUUUACAUGAGAAUGUACCCUUAAUCCGUCCUUGCAUAAUUCAUGGUUUGAUCUGUCCCCUGUCGUUCCUAUGACCGCAAUCCCAUGUUUUAUGACUGAAGAUGCAAAUGAGAAGGGUAAAAAUCAUUGUACUAGAUUAUGAACGUGCCUUGGUAAUUACAGUGGCGUCAUGUCACUGAAUAACUUUGUAACGUUUUUGAUGUUUUUGCAAUAGCUACGCUGUACAUCAAAAGCCAAGAUGUCAAUUUUCCGACAAGCACCAUGGACACCAGAUCGUACACGAAUUUCUCCAUCGCUUCAGCGAAGUACAUAUAUAGCAAAGUACACUGGAAUAUGGCUACCAUGAAAUGUGACUGAAGAACGGCAAAGGAAGAUAUCCGCGACGUAUACCUCCGUCGCACUUCUGUAUGGGAUAUACCUGCACGUGUGCUGUAUGUUUCUGACAAUGAACAUGAUGUGUAUCAGUAUGUCAACAAUUAAGAUGCUCAACCUAAACUUUAAUAGCACGGAAUUGAUAGACGCUUUUUUCUACGCGCAACGACACUUCUGGCAUCGCAAGUAUACUCCCGAGGAACGACUGAUUUUUUAUGUACCUGUAAAAUAUUGCACAUGCGAUCUUCGCAAUCGCUUUUCUACAUCUCAAUUUGUCCGGAUAUGUGGUCACACCUAUUGUUGUAAACAUGAGAAGCAAUAAAUCGGAAAGAGAACUUUCAUCCCGCUCGAUUCCAGUGAUUUUCCCACGACGGAAACACCCUAUUACGAACUGUUGUUCCUAGUUCAGCUUGCAAGUUCUACAUUUUCUUAUUUUACUUUGAUGAGGGAACCGUUCUUAAGAAACGAAAGGGAAUAGCCCUCACAGGGCAUUAAAAUUAAUGAGACACGAACACAAGACUAUGACAGUAUAAUGUUCUAAAUUAUUGCUGUACAGAACCUUUUGUAACAUGGUUUGCAUGUCUGUAUAAAAUAAAAUGCAGUUAGCACAUUACAAAAA